AUGUUUCCAAGUGAGAGGUUUAGAAACAUUCGGUGUCCAUAUGGUGAAGAGUUAUGUCCUCGAAAGUAUCAUUGCUUUUUUUCUCAUAGGCCAGAUACAUCUGCAAAUGCUAGACUGCCACACAUAAAAGUGGUCAACGAAGCAUUUCCGAAUGAAGAUGGAUCUCCAAAGACAGUCAAAAAACGACCAAGACAGGCAGUACUGGAUCCAGUAGCUUCAAAACGACCUGCUGUUGAUCCGGAUUCUAACAAGCCAACAAUCACUGCAGCGACUAGUCAUGUUCCUACAACAGGUAUCAAAAUAUCUUGCAUGCAAUUCAUGCUAUUGUAUGUUAAAUCUGUUUAUAUUACUACUGGCUUGCGAACACAAAGCAACGAUCAGGAAUAG
Molecule: messenger RNA, 387 nt
Organism: Batrachochytrium dendrobatidis JAM81
Lineage: Eukaryota; Fungi; Chytridiomycota; Chytridiomycetes; Rhizophydiales
Exons: 1
Coding region: 1-387 (128 amino acids)
Source: RefSeq, a predicted model, not a curated record